CCAGGGGCUUUUUGCUGCCUUGGAUUCGCUGCGCACGGCAGGCGGACACCUUCAUCGGUCGGCUGGCCGCGUCCCACCCGCCCGCGGCUCCUCAGGUGUUUUUUCUUCUUCUGAAUAAACUUCCAGGAGGACUAUGAAGGAUUAUGAUGAACUUCUCAAAUACUAUGAAUUAUAUGAAACUAUUGGGACAGGUGGCUUUGCAAAGGUCAAACUGGCCUGCCAUAUCCUCACUGGAGAAAUGGUUGCCAUAAAAAUCAUGGAUAAAAGUGCGCUUGGGAGUGACUUGCCCAGGGUCAAGACGGAGAUUGAUGCCUUGAAGAACCUGCGACAUCAGCACAUAUGUCAGCUUUACCAUGUGCUAGAGACAGCCAACAAAAUAUUCAUGGUUCUUGAGUACUGCCCUGGAGGAGAGCUGUUUGAUUACAUCAUAUCCCAGGAUCGCCUGUCCGAGGAGGAGGCCCGAGUUGUGUUCCGUCAGAUACUGUCUUCUGUCGCCUACGUGCACAGCCAAGGCUAUGCCCACAGGGACCUCAAACCAGAAAAUUUAUUGUUUGAUGAGUACCAUAACUUAAAGCUGAUUGACUUUGGUCUCUGUGCAAAACCCAAGGGUAACAAGGAUGACCACCUACAGACAUGUUGUGGGAGUCUUGCUUACGCAGCACCAGAAUUAAUACAAGGCAAAUCAUAUCUUGGAUCAGAGGCAGAUGUUUGGAGCAUGGGAAUCCUCUUAUAUGUACUUCUGUGUGGAUUUCUCCCAUUUGAUGAUGAGAAUGUCAUGGCGUUGUACAAGAAGAUUAUGAGAGGAAAAUAUGAGAUUCCUAAUUGGCUCUCUCCCAGUAGUAUUGCCCUUCUCCAGCAAAUGCUACAGGUGGACCCCAAGAAGCGGAUUUCUGUGAAACAUCUCCUGAGCCACCCGUGGGUUGUGAAGGAUUACAACUGUCCCGUGGAAUGGCAAAGCAAGAGUCCUUUUAUUCACCUUGACGAAGAUUGUGUAACGGAACUUUCUGUUCAUCACAGAAACAACCGGCAAACGAUGGAAGACUUGAUUUCACUGUGGCAGUAUGAUCAUCUGACGGCGACCUAUCUUCUGCUUCUAGCCAAGAAGGCUCGGGGAAGACCAGUUCGUUUAAGGCUUCCUUCCUUUUCCUGCGGACUAGCCAGCAGGACUCCGUCCAGAGACGGCAAGCCAAAGAAUCUGAGUCUGGAAGAUAUGACCAGAAGUGAUGACAAUUAUGUGGUUGGAGGUAUAAAUCAUGACUGGUGCGAAGAAAAUUCGUCAGCAGGUGUGACCACUCCCCAAACACCACCGUUGGCCAACCACUGGACAGCAUCGAAUGAUCUGGAAUCUGAAUCAACUCCAGGGUCAUGCCGAGCAUCUACAGAUAAAUUAAAAAACAAAGAGAAUGUAAAUACUCCUAAGUCUGCUGUGAAGAAUGAAGAGGGCUUUGUGUUUCCAGAGCCUAAGACUCCCGUGAAUAAGAACCAGCCUAAAAGGGGAAUACUCACCACCCCAAAUCGUUGCACGGCACCCUCAAAAGAUGGAAACCAGUGCCUGAAAGAAACGCCAGUUACGACGCCAGUGACUCCCGGAGGGACACACAGCUUAAUGACAGGUGUCAUUAGCCCGGAGAGGCGGUGCCGCUCGGUGGAACUGGAUCUCAACCACAUGCACGUCGAGGAGACUCCAAAAAGAAAAGGCACCAAAGUGUUUGGCAGCCUCGAGAGGGGGCUGGAUAAAGUGAUCACCGUGCUUACCAGGAGCAAAAAGAAGGGCUCCGCCAAAGAUGGACCAAGAAAAUUAAAGCUUCACUAUAAUGUGACUACUACCAGAUUAGUGAAUCCAGAUCAACUCCUGAAUGAAAUCAUGUCUGUUCUUCCCAAGAAGCAUGUCGACUUUGUACAGAAAGGCUAUACACUGAAGUGUAAAACACAGUCAGAUUUUGGCAAAGUGACAAUGCAGUUUGAACUAGAAGUGUGCCAGCUUCAGAAGCCCGAUGUGGUGGGUAUCAGGAGGCAGCGGCUCAAGGGCGAUGCCUGGGUUUACAAGAGAUUAGUGGAAGACAUCCUAUCUAGCUGCCAGGUGUGAUUGAUGGGCAGUUUCCAUCCUGCUGCAUGGGUGUGGGUGUGACACGGCCCAAGUGGAGACUGGUGUGCUUGGUUUGAUUUUCAAGCCCAUUGGAACUCCAAGCUCGUUUCCAAAGAGCCGUUUUGAAGCCUAGUAUCGCUUUGUUGUUUAACAGAAGAUAUUGUCUUGUGGAUGAAUUUAAGGCAAAACCAUCUGCCAUUAUCUGUUCCUGUCCUUUUUAAUCAUGUGGCUGUGUAUAUUAAUAACUGUUGACGUUCCUAGACUCACUUCCUUAUGUGAAUGAAGGCACUUAACUAUGUCUUCUUUUCAUGUGUAAUUUCUUUCUGAAAUAAAACCAUUUGUGAAUAUAG
This is a messenger RNA of Echinops telfairi (small Madagascar hedgehog), 2436 nucleotides long. RefSeq names its product maternal embryonic leucine zipper kinase (gene MELK). The transcript is spliced from 18 exons. Gene Ontology annotation, molecular function: ATP binding; tau-protein kinase activity; protein serine/threonine kinase activity. Lineage: Eukaryota; Metazoa; Chordata; Mammalia; Afrosoricida; Tenrecidae. Gene Ontology annotation, cellular component: cytoplasm. The record is from RefSeq and is a predicted model, not a curated record. Gene Ontology annotation, biological process: protein phosphorylation; intracellular signal transduction; microtubule cytoskeleton organization. Bases 134 to 2086 code for a protein of 650 amino acids.